Messenger RNA from Heteronotia binoei (common prickly gecko), 1362 nucleotides. Its product is annotated as class I histocompatibility antigen, F10 alpha chain-like. Gene Ontology annotation, biological process: immune response. Lineage: Eukaryota; Metazoa; Chordata; Lepidosauria; Squamata; Gekkonidae. Bases 1 to 1362 code for a protein of 453 amino acids. The record is from RefSeq and is a predicted model, not a curated record. Gene Ontology annotation, cellular component: external side of plasma membrane. The transcript has 11 exons.
AUGUGGAUGGAUGGCCUCGGGGUGGGCCUUCUGGCUGUGGCCCCUCCUUUUGCUCUCUAUGAAGCAAAAGGGCAGCAAGGGGAUGGUUACACUACAGCAGCAGCAUCAAACGUGAACCUCAUUCUGUGCAUCAUUGCUGUGAUUCUUCUGACUGCUGCCACCGUCAUGGAGGCUUGGCUCAUCUUCUACAUGACAAAAGGGCAGCAAGAGGAUGGUUACACUACAGCAGCAGGCUCCUCCUCCGCUCACUCCCUGCGCUACUUCUACACGGCCCUGUCUGAGGAUGGCCAGGGGUUGUCCGUCUUCAGUCAGGUGGGCUAUGUGGAUGACCAGCCCAUCACUCGCUAUGACAGCAGCAUCCGGAGGUCGUUGCCCGUAGCCCCCUGGAUGGAAAAGGUGGAGGACUAUGAGUCCGGGUACUGGGAAAGGACUAGCAGGACAUUGCGGAAUACAGGCGCUGUCUUCAGAAAAAGCUUGGAGAUCCUGCAGGCUCGCUACAACCAGAGCCAUGGAGGGCUCCACACCCUGCAGUGGAUGUCUGGCUGUGAGGUGGGGCCGGACGGGCGGCUCAGCAGGGGGCUUUACCAGUAUGCCUACGAUGGGGAGGACUUCAUCGCCCUGGACAGGGAGACCCUCACCUGGACUGCCCACGUACCUCAGGCCCAAGAGACCAAGAGGAAGUGGGAGGCCGAGACCUAUUGGGCCCAGCGCUUCAACGGCUACUUGGAAGAGGAAUGCAUGGAAUCACUGCAGAAGUACCUGGACUAUGGCAGGGAGGCCCUGCAGAGAAGAGAGGCCCCAGUGUGGAGGGUGACACGCAAGAAGGGCCACGAUGGCCAGGAGACCCUCUUCUGCCAGCUCUACGGCUUCUACCCCAAGGGGAUCGAGGUCGCCUGGAUGAAGGACGGGGAGGACCAGAAGCAAGAGACCUUUUCGGGUGGUGUCGUCCCCAACUCGGACGGGACCUACCACACCUGGCUCAGCAUCGAGGUGGACCCCAAGGAGAGGGACCGCUACCGGUGCCGGGUGGGGCAUGACAGCCUGCCGGAGCCCCUGGACUUGGCCUGGAAGGAACCAGCAUCCAACGAGAGGCUCAUUCUGGGCAUCAUUAUUGUGGUUCUUCUGGCUGCUGCCACCGUCAUGAGGGUUGGAUUCAUCUUCUAUAUGACAUCCUACUUGGAGCUCAUUCUGGGCAUCAUUAUUGUGGUUCUUCUGGCUGCUGCCACCGUCAUGAGGGCCAGGCUCAUCUUCUACAUGAGAAAAUGGCAGCAAUGUGACGGCUACACUGCAGCAGAAGCGGCCAAAAGUAACCCCUUUAUGAAAGAAGCGACCAAGGGUCUGACACCUCCACCAAGUGUGUAA